Molecule: messenger RNA, 1663 nt
Organism: Contarinia nasturtii (swede midge)
Lineage: Eukaryota; Metazoa; Arthropoda; Insecta; Diptera; Cecidomyiidae
Product: cytochrome P450 4C1-like
Exons: 7
Coding region: 22-1512 (496 amino acids)
Molecular function (GO): heme binding; monooxygenase activity; iron ion binding
Source: RefSeq, a predicted model, not a curated record
GCGACAGACAAAAUUCUAAAAAUGAUAGCAGUGACAUUGAUAGUGAUGUUUGUGAUUUGGGCGAUCAUAAAAUAUAUCUUGACUAUGCGCCACACCGAAAGUUUUGUUAAAAAUGUGAAAUUUCAAACUUUCUUUGUUCCAUUUAUUGGAAACCUACUUUCACUAGUUGGAAAAUCACCAGUGGAGAUUUUUAAAACUUUAAUUAAAUCUUUGGCUCAAAAAGAUACACCAUUGAAAUUUUAUAUUGGCACAAAACUAUUUGUUACUCUCAAUAAACCGGAAGAUGUGAAAGAAAUUCUGAUGUCUCCGAAUUGUUUCGAUAGGCCGUUCACGUCUGAAUUAGUUCCAUUUAAAAAUGGAAUUCUGAACGAAAGAUCUGCUGCACGUUGGAAACCACUUCGAAAAUUGUUGAAUCCAAUGUUUAAUUUGAAAACAUUAAAGUCGUUUAUACCAGUAUUCAAUGUAAAGUCAAGAAUUAUGUUAAAAGAACUGAGAGACGAGGUCGGAAGACCAGAGUUUAAUUUACUACAUUACACGUCCGCUUGUUCUUUGGAUUCGAUUUGUUCUACUGUUAUGGGAAUCGAUAUUGACUUGAAAUCAAACAGAGGAAAGGAGUUCAUCGAGAGUGUAAAGAACGUUCUUGGCUUUACAAUACAGCGAUGCUCACAACCGUGGACUUAUUUCGAUUCAAUUUUUCGCUGGACCAAUUUAUACAAGCAAGAACAGGAAAACUGCGCAAUCAUCCGAAACCUAUCAAAUAUGGUUUUUGAAGAAAAGACCAAAGCGCUUUUGGCUGCAAAGUGUGAUAAUCCGUCCGGAAAUUCCGAAUAUCAAUGGAAUAAGGCGCACCUUUCAUUCAUUCCUUUGUAUAUCGAGGGAAAAAUGAGCGAAGAAUUAGUUAAACAGCAAAUUGAAUCGUUUUUGAUAGCUGGAUAUGAGACAACAGGUUCAGCUACGGCUUUUGCUAUUUUGGCACUAGCCAUGCAUCCGCACAUACAAGAACAAGUCUUCGACGAAUUACGCUUGGUCUAUGAGAGUCAAGACGAAGAAACCACUAAUGAACAUAUACAAAAGUUGCAUCUUCUAGACCGUGUUAUCAAGGAAACUCUACGAUUAUUUCCAACUGUGCCAAAUAUUUUACGAUCAACCAGUGAUAUGGUAUCAAUCAGCGAUUGUACACUUCCAAAAGAUACUUCGGUUAUAUUAUCAAUCUUUACAAUGCACCGGAGAAAAGAUGUCUGGGGCGAUGCAGACGAAUUCAAUCCAGAUCAUUUUCUGCCGGAGAACGUUGAGAAGCGACAUCCGUUUGCAUUUGUGCCAUUUGGUGGUGGUCCGCGUAACUGUAUUGGCCAUCAAUAUGCAUUGUAUUCAAUAAAAGUAAUGUUAUCGGCUAUUUUGCGCAACUUCCAAUUCAGUACACAAUUAACAAUGUCCGAUCUCGAUUUAUCGUUUGAUAUUACGUUAAAGCUGAAGAACAAGCAUUUGGUUCGUCUUGUGCACCGUAGUUGGUAAUUUUAGGGUGUAAUUCCUACUCGAUUAUGUGGUUUCCUUAGAACUAACGGAGAAUUAUAUGAAUGAGUUGGAAUAUAUUGAAAAAUUCAACUUUUAACAAAGCAUCCAAAAUAAAUUAAUUAAAUUUUGUAAUUUUGUGGUAGUAUGGUGG